AGCGUUUCCCUUCUCCCAAGUGUCGCAGCGCUGCAACAUUUCGCCAUGAUUUGCUAGGCCGAUAGAUGCCGAUAGGCGGUCUCUGAUGCCAGAUGAGCUGCAGAUCUUUUGGCGCCCACCUCUGACUUCCUCAUGCCGCUUCUACACCAAGGACCUCCAACGCCCCAUGGGCCUCGCCGUCGACCGCGCCGAGCCGCCGGUGCUCCAAGUCGCAGGUUGGAUCCGCGGAACUCUGCUGGAGCCCGCCGACGCCGCGACCACCGGGCUGCGGCGGCAGGUGGGUGACGAGGUCGAGCGCGAAAGCCGGACGCCCGAUGAAGUGGCCAGCUUCGAUGCGGGUGAGGGUGGUUUGGUGAGGUGGACAGGCCUGGUGACCUUGGACCCGGGCUCUCGCGUGCGCUUGACCGGGCCCAGCGACUUCCGCCUCACCUGGGGCCGCGCGCGGCGCGCGUUGGUGGGCGCGGUGUUGGCGGAUGCCUCUGUGCGGCCGGGGCAAUGUGAGAGCUUGAGCCAUUGGUUCGAAGUCACCUGUGAGCCGCUUCGCAAGGCGCCGAUCUCGGCGCCUGCGGUGGUGGAGGUCUGUGGCCCCAAAAAGGGCGCGGUGAACAGCACCUGGAGCCCUCUGCUCCGGCAGCAGCUGUGUGGACCUGAAGCGUGGUCGCUAGUUCAUGCGCCCGAGGCUCCAUGGGUGACCUGCCAUGGUGUGCCCUGCGAAAUGCCGGAGGCUUGGCGAUCGCCACCGCAUGGCCUGCUGGCAGGUGAAGGUCCAGUGCCAAGGCCUGUGCUCUCAAUCUUGGUGGUGAUGCCAGCGGUGCCCCCAGAGGCGGGUGUCGGCUGCAUGACGCCCAACUGGACGCUGGUGGCAGCUUUGGAGGAGGCCAUGUACCGGGCGCUGGGUGCCCGGUAUCAGCUUUUUGUGGUACCGAUCUCGCAGGAAGAGCAGCUGGGGCGCCUGGACCCCGCGGCGGUGAAGUCGCUGCUGGACCGGGCCGAGGUCCAGGGCGCAGUGUACCUCUUGAGUCCCCAGCGAGUGGCCGGGGAAUUCCGCACCAAGCAUGACCUCGUGCACGACGUGCCGCUCUUCCAAUUGAUGGAGCGCUUGGAAGGUGCUGGAGUGCCCACACUGUGGCCACAUCCUAGCCACCUCUACCGGACCCUGGCGGGGAAGGAGUGGCCAACACAUCUGUGCCUCUCCUCUCAGUACCACAUUCCUUCAACCACACGAGUCUCGAGACAGGCGGUCCUUGCUAGUCCAAAGCUGGCAGCACAGGAUGCCUGGCAUGCACUGAAGAAGCUUAUAGAAGCCCAAGGGAGAACUCCGCCUGAGCAGGUGCACGCCGCAGUGAAAGUUGGUUACUCUUGGCGUUCGGCCGGGGUCACCUUGUGCCACGGGCUGGUGGAACUGGCCAACACUCUACUGGAGGUGGCGCGCGGCGGCGAGCACAGCUCCUUUAUGGUGCAAGAGUUGAUUGAUGGAAUUCUUUGCGAGGCCAUGGUCUACGUGUUGCACGGGCAGAUGGUUGCACACCCACAGUACUACCGCUUCCCCGAGCACAAGGCUCCGCCGCAAUACUUGCAUCGGAAGGCAGCCAAAGAGAUAUUGGGUGGAGAGACAGCUUUGGCACACUGUGAGGAGGUAAUGAAGAAGAUCGUUGAACACUGGAUCUUGUGGGCCAGCGCGCAGUGUGCGACGCCGAUCCCCUUCCUCAGGAUUGACUUCUUGUUGUCCGUGGCCGCGCCGGGGUCGGCGCCGCUGGCCGUUUGGACGGGAGAAGUGAGUGAGUUGGGUGUCGCUGUGGAGCUGCAAGGUCUGCACGGCCACGAGAGCAGAGAGUUGGUCAUGGAUACCCUCAUGGCCUCGGUGCUACGUGGCCAUGGCCACCCACCUUCGAAGGUUGGUGAUGCUGGUGGGACACAUUCGUCGAAAGAUUCUCUUUGAGAUGCCAGCUGCUGGGAGAUCAAUCCUCAAUCACGGCACACUAACUGGCUUAAUGGGCUGUGAUUCGAGGGGGUAUUGAAGCACUCUGACACCUCGCAUCUGCUCCGUCCGGACGCCACACCGUGUUGACGCUCGAUCCUGGCGGAACCCGAUCCUCGCAGCAAAUGCUUUCUGGUCGCCUACUGUGCGAGGCGGGCGCGAAAGGCCAGAAAAUGGCCGAGGGUGACCCAUCAUUGACGGCCUUGGGGCGAAAAAAGGGCAUGGCAGACUCCUUUUCGC
Durusdinium trenchii is the source of this 2218-nucleotide messenger RNA. NCBI's taxonomy places the organism in Eukaryota, Dinophyceae, Suessiales, Symbiodiniaceae. The record is from the annotation of a GenBank genome assembly.